UCAAAACCAAAACAGUAACGUAGUUCGUCUUGCUAGCUAGCUAGUAACGGAAACAAGCUAACUAGAGACCAAACUGUACUAGUCACAGUUUUAAAAUAGAAAUUAUUAAAAUGUAAAUGCGGAACAAUACGCAUUAAUAUGUGACAUUCUUAUUUUUUAUAUUUCGGGGAAAACGUUAGCUAGCUUCGCUAGACUAGCUAGCUAUAUAAGCUAAGUAUGGGGUGUCUGCUGACCACUAAUGUCAUUGUGUCAUAAUGAUAUUGAAUAACUUGCAUAUCUGGCUAUACAGAUAGCAAACAAGCUAAAUAUUUAGCGACUUCGUUGGAAAUGAUAGCUUCUAGGCUAAUAUUGGCAGUCAGUUUUGCUAGAACAUCAAGCUAGCCUAAUCCACAAAUUAAACAGAAAAAAAACAACACGCUAACUUAACUGCGUUGCUGUAUAGCAAGACUUGACUGUUUUUCAGUCACUGAAAGUUGGGAUGGGUUCUGUUUCUUUGUGGUCAAAAUGGAGAAUAAGGAGACAGACGAGGUGGAGAAAUUAAAGACAAAAUUCAUGUCUGCUUGGCACAAUGUGAAAUACAGUUGGGUCCUUAAAUCAAAGACAUACUUCAGCAGAAAUUCUCCAGUUUUCCUACUUGGAAAAUGUUACCACUUCAAGGCUGAAGAUGCAGAGAGCCCCUUGGCAGGCAGCAGCAGUGACACAGACAGGGAUCUUGUCACUGCUGAUGUGGAGGCGUUCCGCAGGGACUUUGCCUCCCGCAUCUGGAUGACAUACAGAGAGGAGUUCCCUGCCCUGUGCGGGUCUGCCCUCACUUCAGACUGUGGCUGGGGUUGUGCCCUACGAGCGGGGCAGAUGAUGUUAGCGCAAGCCUUGCUCCUGCACUUUCUGGGCAGAGAUUGGACGUGGCCAGAGUCGCUGAACCUGCAGGCUCUGGACACAGAGUCGUGGACCAGCAGUGUGGCGAGGAAGCUGGCGGCUUCUUUCGAGGCGUCGCUGCAGGGGGAGAGGCCCCCCGACCCGCACCCCCUGCCCCCGGCGCAGGGCAGGGCCCAGGAGGCCUGCGUGCACCUGGGGGAGGUGUACCACCGCACCGUGCUGUCCUGGUUCGGCGACAGCCCCGCCGCGCAGCUGGGCGUGCACAGGCUGGUGGAGCACGGACGCUCCUCCGGGAAACGGGCCGGGGACUGGUACGGACCGUCCGUGGUGGCGCACAUUCUGAGAAAAGCUGUUGAGGAGGCAACAGACCCUGAAUUGCGAGGCAUAACCGUUUACGUUGCUCAGGACUGCACAGUGUACUGCGCCGAUGUUAUCGAUAGCCACGGGCAGCAGAAUCAACAGAGGCCAGACCCCGACGGCCGGGCGGGGAGCAGAGCCGUCAUCAUUCUCGUGCCCGUCAGACUCGGGGGCGAGAAGACCAACCCCGAGCACUUCGACUUCGUCAAGGGCAUUUUAAGUCUGGAGUACUGUAUAGGCAUUAUUGGGGGGAAGCCCAAGCAAGCCUACUACUUUGUGGGAUUUCAAGAUGACAGCUUGAUUUACAUGGAUCCUCAUUACUGCCAGUCUUUUGUAGAUGUCAGCACAAGCCAUUUCCCUCUAGAGUCCUACCAUUGCCCAUCGCCAAAGAAGAUGCCUUUCAGUGCAAUGGACCCAAGCUGCACGAUUGGGUUUUACUCCAGAAGUGUUCAGGACUUUGAGAAGAUCAGUGAGGAACUGGCAAAGGUCCUGAGGCCCUCGGCGAAAGAGAAAUACCCGGCGUUCACCUUUAUGAAAGGUCACGGACAGGAUUAUGACCUCUGGGGGCCGCCGGCCCCGGAGCGCAGAGAGUGGCCCUUCCCGGGGGCCGGCAGGAGGCCGGGGGCCACGGCGGGAGAUUUCGUGCUGCUGUGAGGACGUCAAGGUCAGAUCGCAGUUUCAGGACGCGGGCCCAAUGAAAUCGGGGCUCACUUAAUGCCUCCGACACAUUACCCGGCCCAGGCUCGGCGUCCGUGCCCACGUCAGACACACAGUGCUAACCCACACUGUUUUCAGGAUGGAAUAUUACUGAGAGAAAUGUGUCCUUCGUUUUACUGUGUUUCUGUUGGUUUGCUUUGGGGAGACUUAUAUGAUUCCCACAAUUAGACUUAUGGUAGGAAUGUUAGUUGGCAGGGGACGGAAAGUGCAUGUUGUAUGGGGUUGAGCGGGAUUGUGUAGCGCGUAGCUAAGUGUGCAGCGUCUGUACAGGGAAAGGGUAAGGUGCCUUCCCGCAGUGGAGCUGUAGCACAACCAAAAAGCCGCUGCCCUCAUGAGCGAUUCACCGCUGCCCUGUUGUACAUGUAAGCGACUACAACAGUAGAGGAAUUCACUGUGAUUCUAGUACGGAGCCUUACACAGAAAAACACAUUCGCCUUGAAUGUGCUUUGAGUAUGAUUUUAAGACUUAGUGAAGUCUUAGCGUGUUUUCUUUUUAUGCAAUGUCAUUUGUUAAAAUUAUAUUGUGUUUUUUUAAUGCAAAUGGAGAUGCAGUAUCUGGAAGUAAAAUCUCAGUAUUAAGUAUAUGUGGUCUUGUAAUUCAGGCAAGUUAAACUGAAUUUUUUCAGAGCCAUUUGAUUGAAAAUGGGUCUUCAUGUAAAAAACAUUUCAAAUCAUGUUUAAAAUGUUUGUCAUUUUAGGUCUCGAAAAAGCAGUCCAUCCCCUUUACAUGUUGAUACUAAAUAGCCCAUGCCUCUUCUACCGUACACUAUAUCAAAAUCACUUCAGCGAAAGUUACACUAGUUACCUGAUUUAAGUGCAGAUUUUCUUCUGUAUAGCUAGCUAACACCAUUUGAUUGUUGAAUGAAUUAACUAAUGUUCAGUGUGUCAGUUUUUCUUUUGAAGCUACUGCAUUAAGGGAAUGUAUCCUACCAAUGCUGACGGCUUCAACAUCAACACUGUGGAGAUGUGUCUUAAGUCAACAGUAAUGCACAUUUUCUGUUUGCUUCCACAAAUGCCUUUUGCACAACGCAAUUGUGCGUAAAAAGCUGUCUGUUCAGUUGUAACAUGAAUAUUGACUGCCACACUGCUGUGCAAAUGGCUACAAUAAAGUAAGACACUUACGGUGCUGGA
Messenger RNA from Conger conger (European conger), 3080 nucleotides. It is a transcript of the gene atg4c, whose product is annotated as autophagy related 4C, cysteine peptidase. Gene Ontology annotation, molecular function: protein-phosphatidylethanolamide deconjugating activity. Bases 505 to 1887 code for a protein of 460 amino acids. The transcript is spliced from 10 exons. NCBI's taxonomy places the organism in Eukaryota, Metazoa, Chordata, Actinopteri, Anguilliformes, Congridae. The record is from RefSeq and is a predicted model, not a curated record.